Molecule: messenger RNA, 489 nt
Organism: Adineta ricciae
Lineage: Eukaryota; Metazoa; Rotifera; Eurotatoria; Adinetida; Adinetidae
Source: the annotation of a GenBank genome assembly
AUGGAAAAGGAACGUUUUGUACUUAUCAUCAUACAUAUUUUCAUCACAAUUUUACUUAUCUAUAAUCUUCAUCCUCAUCCAUCAUCAAACACAGAAUCUUGUAAAACUGAACAGCAUGAUUCGGUCACGAUUGCAUACAUAAAUCAUUCGUUUUCGAUCGCUCUUUAUCAUUCAACAUGUAUAUUUGUUCUUUGGUAUAGUCAACAAUAUGGUGCUCGUAUCAUUCGUGUCACGGGUAUAUUAUUAAUUGGAGAAGUAUUUCAAGUUGUCACUGUGACUAUCCAACACGGCAUUCGAACACAUUCGGUCUCAGCCGAAGAAGUUUUUCUGGAUGUGGUUCAUGUGUGGACAUUUGCGGCCGCACUUUAUCUUACAUUUCGAUUAGCGAGGAAGAUUUCCAAACAAGAGAAAGAUCUACUGCAUUUACAAUUGCUCUCCACAUCAGUCAGUGACGACAUACUCGACGGCAGAGAACUUGCACUUGUUUGA